ACCAAAAUGUAGUUAUCAUUUUUAUUUCCAUUUCUCUCCUCAGCAGUUGCAGAGGAAUCAAUGGCUACAGCUUCAGCUUCUCCCAUGGUCAGCCAGCUCAAGGGCAGAUUGCCUUCUUCCUUCACAAGGGGCCUGAUCAUUCCCAAGGGCAUUUCUGGAAAUUCUUUCAGGGUCUUGCCUUCCAAGAGAAGGCCGUGCUUCACUGUCAAAGCUAUCCAGGCUGAGAAGCCAACCUUUCAAGUGAUUCAGCCAAUCAACGGUGAUCCAUUCAUUGGAAGUCUUGAGACCCCCGUAACAUCGAGCCCGUUGAUCGCAUGGUACCUGUCCAACCUGCCGGCGUACCGCACUGCGGUCAGCCCACUUCUCAGGGGCAUUGAGGUGGGCCUAGCCCACGGGUACCUCCUUGUGGGACCAUUUGUCAAGACGGGCCCACUAAGGGACACACCAUAUGCAGGGACGGCUGGAUCAUUGGCAGCGGGCGGCCUUGUCGUGAUCUUAAGUAUCUGUUUAACAAUGUACGGUGUCGCCUCCUUCACGGAAGGUGAGCCGUCGACGGCCCCAUCGUUGACCCUGACCGGACGAAAGAAGGAGGCCGAUAAGCUGCAGACUGCUGAUGGGUGGGCCCAGUUCUCAGGUGGGUUCUUCUUUGGGGGCAUAUCUGGAGUCAUCUGGGCCUACUUCCUUCUCUAUGUUCUGGACCUUCCAUACUACAUCAAGUAGGUUUGUGAUUUUCUAUGGUUUGUUUUGGAAUGGGAUUAUGGGAAUUUUGUAUAUUUUGAUGACUGAUUUAUUACUUUGAUUAAAACAGUGUUAUAUGCAUGUAAUGUAACUAUCUAUCAUCUAUCUACACUUAGUCCCUGUGAUGGUCUCAUUCAAGUGG
Magnolia sinica is the source of this 880-nucleotide messenger RNA. Its product is annotated as photosystem I reaction center subunit XI, chloroplastic. Gene Ontology annotation, biological process: photosynthesis. Gene Ontology annotation, cellular component: photosystem I reaction center; photosystem I; chloroplast thylakoid membrane. Lineage: Eukaryota; Viridiplantae; Streptophyta; Magnoliopsida; Magnoliales; Magnoliaceae. The coding region runs from base 61 to 720 and encodes 219 amino acids. The transcript is spliced from 2 exons. The record is from RefSeq and is a predicted model, not a curated record.